Molecule: messenger RNA, 485 nt
Organism: Perkinsus marinus ATCC 50983
Lineage: Eukaryota; Perkinsozoa; Perkinsida; Perkinsidae
Product: g10 protein, putative
Exons: 5
Coding region: 13-459 (148 amino acids)
Biological process (GO): mRNA splicing, via spliceosome
Cellular component (GO): spliceosomal complex; nucleus
Source: RefSeq, a predicted model, not a curated record
UUCUUUUCCUCGAUGCCUAAAGUACGCACUCUCCGCUCGAAAAAAGCACCAGAGGGUUGGGAUGAAAUAGAAGCAACGUUGAUGGAAUUGGAUAGGAAAAUGAGAGAUGCUGAAAACGAGCCCCAUGAGGAUAAGAGGAAAACGGAGCUCUUGUGGCCGAUACACAAACUCAACCAUCAACGGUCAAGAUACGUGUUUGAUAUGUAUUAUAAAAAGAAGGCAAUUUCAAAGGAGCUCUUCAGAUAUUGUCUCGAGGAGGGCUGGGCUGACAAACAGUUAGUGUACAAGUGGCGGAAGCCUGGCUACGAUCAGCUAUGUUGCAUGCUGUGUUGUCAGUCUACCAAUCACAACCAGGGAACGACGUGCAUUUGCCGAGUACCACGAAGUCAACUUGGAGAAGGGAAAGUUGUGCAGUGUGCUCAUUGUGGAUGCAGAGGAUGUGCAUCUGGAGAUCAAUAAGACCGUAUAAUACAACACACGUUUGA